Molecule: messenger RNA, 9124 nt
Organism: Paramuricea clavata
Lineage: Eukaryota; Metazoa; Cnidaria; Anthozoa; Malacalcyonacea; Plexauridae
Source: the annotation of a GenBank genome assembly
AUGACACUCUGCAUUUUACAGCCCGCACUCUGCAGUACUGUCAUUCACAUUGUGCUGACAGCUGACCUACAGGAAAUAUUCCGUUCUAAUCGUCAUACUAUGACAACCACUCAUAGUUCAUACAUUGUAACACGUGAUUUUGAGAACGCGCACAGAGCCGCUAUAUGCUACACACAUGUGCGAUUUGGCAGAAGACGACUUUCUAACCUCGUUAGAAUGGGUUCACCUAUUAAGUCUCUGAGCUUAAGGGAAGAUGCUGAUGGCUCCGUUUGUCUACAUAAAAAAGUCAAAACAGGAAUAUACAAAUCUGUAUCGGACUUCGGUUUUGGCAUAUUAUAUAUGGUGAAGUUUGAGGGACCUUUGAACAACAUAAGUGGAUAUGUGUUUGAAGUAAACAAGUCUUUGGGAGAAACGCAAAUAUCAAAGUAAGUACUGCAUGCGUUCAUGUUUAUACCUACGAGGCGCCCCCAUUAUAUCGUUUUCGUUCAUUUUAUGGAAAGAGAGUAAUCAUAUGGAAAAUGCUGCAAAAAUGUUUAAUUAGGAAAUAUCUGUGUUCUUACAUAAAAUUUAGAAAGAUUUAAACUUUCAGUGAUAUCUCCAAACUUAACUUCACACACGUUUGAAGAAUAUUUGCUAUUUAUUAAUAUUGUAAAGUUCAGUUGGGGUGCUAAAGCGUAGAUCACACGUGCGCUGACAACGUAACUCAAGCACUUCAAUGGUAUCAGCUCUGGGUUAUCAGUUUGUGGGGUUAAGUCGCUGUUGUAGUUAAUGGGUCGACUAGACCAUUUAGACUGUAAGCAGUCCCUUUAUUUUGAGCUCUGACUGAACUUAGGUCACACGAGAGACUUUUUUCUAGCGCCGGCAACACGACGGGUCAAAUUUCAGACAGUAGCGCAUAAAUCAACUGCAAGCAGCUAAAAUUACGGUUUAUACGCAAGACAUAUAACGCUUGAUGAACAAAUUAAUAUGAACUCGGCAAGUUUGUGCGGGCAUGUUUUUUGUUAUCCUGCUUGCAGCCCGAAAUUUUGUUCAAAGGAAAACCGAAUUUCCUUUAAUUGCGUCAUAAGAUUUGUUUGGUUAUUUGCCGCCUGCAUGGCUUUUGCCGCUUGUGCUCUUGACUUUAGUUCGAAGUUCGAACGCGUAAUAUGAGGAAUUUCGGUUAAAUAUUUAGUUGGGAUUUGCCAAUUGCUUACAUGCGUUUUGCUAAAACAGAAAAUUAGCAAAAGCAAUGUUUGAGGGAAACUGGAAAUUUAGAACAUUUUUCGAACCAGGACUUUUACCCACGACGCACGAUCAAAUUAAAAUUAUUUAACUUUCGGAAACUCGUUCGGGAGUUUGAGUUUUGGUCGUGCGUGCGCAAAAGUCGUGGGUCGAAAAAAUGCUCUAAAAUUCCAUUUUCACUCAGACACUGCUUUUGCUGAACUAAUUUCUGUUUUAGCAAAACGCGUGUAAGCGAUCAAUAUUAUGCGUUCGAACUUUGAACUAAAGCGCAGCAGGAUAUGGCCAGGCAGCGAGUCAAGGAAUGUUGUGACGCAAUUGAAGGAAAUCUAAGUAAUCCGACAAAAAAACAUGCAUAAACACCUAGUAUAAAUCGAUAUCCGACACAAAGUUCAUAAUAAUUUGUUCAUGACCAACAAGCGUUAUAUGUCCUGCGUAUAUAAGCCGUAAUUUUAGAUGCUUUAAAUGGAUUUCUGCUCUACUUUAUCAAGUUUAUAUAAAUUCGUUUCAGAACAGUAGCGAAUGAGGUUGCACUGGGCGGAAAUUAAAUUUGACCAGGCAUUUGACUCGCUGCGUUGCCCGCGUGAGAAAAAAUCACAAACUUGUGUUUUGCGAAAUAUUAGUGGCCAUUUUGAAUUGUUUUAAUUUUCCCGGGCGAUGACUAAGACCGGCAUUCCUGGCGGGCAUCAAGCGUGACGUCAUUAUGCAUAAGGUCGAUUGACCGUGACCAUUGCAAUAAACUGUUUUCAUACCAAAACCAUUUAUUAAUGUCAUAUUUCGCCUUGCAAACAUACGAAGAAGUUAUUUUAAGAUAAAUAUUAAUGCCCAGCAGAAAAUACGUAAAAGAGCCAUAUCAAAAAUAUGGUUUAAAAUAUUUAUUAGAAAGCUAACGUUUCUUCUUUAACUUAAGACAUUACUCUUUUACGUAUUUUCUGCUGGGCAUUAAUAUUUAUCUUAAGAUUACAAUUUCCGCCUGGUUCAUCUAUCGCAAAUAUAUGUGAUGUAUAGUAGUAAUCAGACACUAAAGUUGAUAAUAUAAAAUCACUAGAAAUUGAGGUCAUAAACAUUAUUUAAUUGGCAUUUAAACACAGAGAUUUUAAGGACAGUUACUUAUGUUUUAAGGAUAGGCAGUCUUGAACAGUAAUAUGAUUUUUAUUCCGUUUGCUUGUUUUCACAGGAAAUGUUUUAUAUCGUGCCAGAAUCUGGACUCGGCCAAAAAAUUCAAAAACACCCUUAAUCAGGCCUUAGCAGAUUGCGGCGGUGUGUUUUGGGAAGACAUUAGGGAUUCGCAGUUGCAAUCACUUCUCAAGGAUAUGACCCGCGAAUAUUUUAUUAACGGCGGAAAGGCAAAAAAAGCAGUAACUGUUGUUGGAAGACAAGGUAUUCUAAAGCCUGGAUCAAAACGGCAACCAGAGAACGAUGUAUAUGUUUUCAACGAGUCUCUGCAGGUAUGCAUAUAAAAGAAUAUAUAAAAGGCAGUUUUACACCAUUUUUUAUUGCUUUUGUCCAAUUUGUAAACAUGAUCUACAUGACAUCAGCUGAGCUCCAUUUAAACUAGAUUUAGCACUCCGUCUCUCUUUUGUAGAGAGUUUCCAACUCUGCAUGAUAAGAUAUCUAUAUAUACUUGACUCGCGGUCAAGUAUACCGUAUUUUCUCGUUUAAUCGCUGUGGCGCUCCCUUUGAAUUUUUGUUUCUGUGCAUUUUCAGUUUAAUUGGGAAGGAGAAAUAAUUGAUACAAAUGACCGAGAAUAUAUGUGGAUGGAUUCGUAUCUAUGCCCUAGUGAAGAUAAAGAUCUCUUCGUGUCCAACGCUGAGUUGAAGAUUGACGUCCCUGAUUCGCCAGUAUUUUUCAGUUGGAAUAAUUUCCUUGAUUCAGCACUGCCCGUCCUAAACGUAAAUUAUUACCAAUCACUGAUGAUGCUGGCUGGAUCUAUUGCUUGUUUUCACUACCCUUACUCAAUUCAAAUUGCAGGUAGGUUCUGGUAACAUAUUUUAUUUAGGUAUUUGUAUAUUUAGUUUUGUUGCCUCCGAUCUUCUUCAUUAUAUGAUUCUAUCUAGUAUACUAAAUGCCAUCCCCUAAAUAGCGAUUCAAAUCCUGGGCCACAUUUUAUUUCGUGCAUGCGAAGUUGGGCAAGGCGAAGCGAACAAAAUAGUGUUGGAGCCUAAAAUCCUAUACUAGAUCCGGUCCUCUAUCGUGUGUGAGAAAAAUUUCUUUGGCGUUUUUUGUUCCCCAACUUUUUCUCAGCUGGAAGAAAAUACAUUGCAUAUUUGCUGUUUCUUUUUGUAGAUGCGUGCCCAGCUCCAACAGCCAUAGGCCCUCCUGGUUCUGGGAAAUCAACCACAAUCCAUUUGGUAUCGAAGAUGCUUGGCUGUAAUGUCGAAUCACAAGCCACAUGUGAAGUGAUACAAAGUUUAAUUAGUAAAACCACAGUACCGCUAUGCUGGGAUGAUCCUACCUACCCGUCAAGUGUCAAAUCGUUAUUGACUGGCUCCUUCGACUCGAAAGGUAAACGAACAAAGGGCAGAGGAAAGGAAAUACCGCUCACGAAUGUUGUGUUGGCGGUGAAUUUCGAACUGGAUGAUGACAUAAGGUAACUAUACAUACUUUAUUUUCUAUUUAUUUUCAGUGUUACAAUAGUUGUAUAAAAACACAUUUGCAGUAUAAUAUCAGUGUAUUUCAUUUUAUACGCUCUUUUUCAGAUGUUUCGAAAGAAUCGUUCCUGUCGUAUACAGUGCACCUUUUGCUCCAGAAGAUCCAACGAAGUACCGACAAGCAAAAGAUCACUUGGAAGAACAAACAAACACUGGGUGCCUUCCAUGGAUUAUCAAGCUAGGUGGAAAAUUAGUCAACAACAAGAACUUGGUUGAUCAACAGAUUGCCUAUUUCAGAGAAAAAGAUCCUGCUUUACCCCCACGUGUUCACAAAUUAUAUGGCCUUUACAAGGCAAUUGUCAUUGAGGUGAAAACUUUUUUUCUCAGUUGGGCAGGUCAUUCAUAAAGUAGUUAGCAAGGCAGUACUCGAGCUUUGCCACUUUAAUAAUACCAAGAAAAGAAUACACCCUUAGUCACUUUGGCUAUAAAGCCUUGUUUUCACGUACGUAACAUCAGUUAACGCCCAAGUCGUAACAGCAGUUAAGUCUCAAACAUGGAAUGGUGAACCAUAUAUGCUAUUUGUGACUAAAUAGAAAACUGAUAGCGAAUUAAAACACCCAUUUCAAAAAACCCCGCUUAUUUAUCAUUUCUAGAUUAUUAGCGAGUACAAUGCUGGAGACUUUGGAACUACUCCACCUUCAAUAUCAUCGGAAGAGUUUGAAGAAUAUCUGGAUAAAAUAUUCCUUCCCUAUGUUCGGAAAGUCAUUCUGCCAAGUUCCAGCGCUCUCAAACCCAUGAAGCAAUUGCAGGACGUCUCAGAAUUUUUCCAAUGUCUUAAAGAGAGCUUAAAAGAUGUUACUGGCCUUGAUAAGGUAUACUAUUAUAGGUGCUUUUGACGUAUCGUAAAAUAUUAUGAAUAAUCAGUAAGUAGGGGGAGUGCUAAUCAUCCUUACUUGCGGCCAAGAGUUAAGCUGAAGUGCGAAGCACGCACCUCAUACUGACCCAAGUCAACGGCUUAGAAAGGGCGCCUCUGGCUAACACCAAUACCACACAAUUCACGUCUGAUCAGGGAGCACAACUGUACGAUGAAACAGUAGGGUUUUUUGGGAUUUAUCCCGAUCCAUUCUGUCAAUAUUUCUUGUGGGAGGAAACCAGAGUACCUGACGAAAACGGUUUUUCGGUAAUGGUUGACAUCAGUGUCACGAGACCGCAACAAGAAUUGAAUCCACGUUCUGAAUGAAUGAAUGAAUCUAUUAUAAAUUACAAUUACAAAUUACAGAUCUUAACAUAUAUAACAUAACAUAACUACAAAACAUCGUAAGCCGUAUAGUGGCGAGGAAAUCCAAAAUGGAAACUAAAAAGCUUAUUUUGAAUUUAGAUUGCCUCAUGGUAUAAUUAUAUUUACGUCAUUUCAUUCAAAUAAAAUAAAGAUAUUAUGUACAUACAUAUAUUUAUAGGUGAAAGGCGCUUGCUCAGACAACUUCGCCUCUAAGACCGAUUCUCUCACUUGAUAAAUCUCAUGCAAUGCCCGCAAGGAACGCUGGUCUUAGCAGUCAUCGCCUGGGAAAAUUUCGAAUUUGAAUUGUUUAAUUUUCCAGGGCAACGACUACUAAGACCAGCGUUCCUCGUGGGCAUCAAGCCUUGUGACGUCAUUAUGCAUAAGAUCUGUUGGAGCUCAAUGGACCUUUCACCUUUUUGACUAAAAUUUAGAUCUCAACAAGUCUAGACAAAAAUUCUAUCACAGCUUGAAAGAGCAUCACAAAAUUAGUAAUAUUCCAAAGUUUCGUUGCGAAAUGUUGUAAAAUGCGGAUAUAGUUUGCAAUUUUCAGUCAUUUUGUAUUACGCGCGGGAAAUACAUACUGGUUUUCUCGAUUUCCCGCGCGUAAUACAAAAUGACUGAAAAUUGCAAAUUUUGCAAGGCUAUAUAAUCCGCAUUUUACAACAUUUCGCAACGAAACUUUGGAAUAUUACUAAUUUUGUGAUGCUCUUUCGAGCUGUGAUAAAAUUUUUGUCUAGACUUAUUGAGAUCUAAAUUUUAGUCAAAAGGUGAAAGGUCCAUUUACAAUACUUCUGCGCUGGGCCUUGGUCUCUCGUGUUAAAAUGAGUCUUGGUUUAGUCAGUCCACUCACCAUUAUAGCAACUUUAUAAGGCUUAGAAGAGCCCGAAAGUAUUGUACUUUAUCACGCAAAUUUGGAUAAUAUCAUUUUAAUCCGUUUACAGGAAUUGCAAAAAUGCGUACGUCCCUAUGUCCUCACAACAACAAAAGACGGAUAUGCAAUGCAUAUGAUCUUGCCAGACGUAUUAGCAAUUCUGAAGAACAGAACGGCCGAUACACCUGCGGCAUUCAAUUUAAGGAAAUUGAGAAAAUCUAUUGAAAAUUGCGAGGGAACAUCGGUUGACCACUCGGGGUUUUUUGAAGGUGUACAGCGCCGCUGCGUCAAAAUUCCAAGAAGUAUGUUGGAUGAAGACCUACUUGAACUUAUUGACAAAGGUACAAUAAAAACAAAUAUAUUUCCAGUUACCAACAUACCAUUCAAAAAUAAUCGCCAUGCAUAACAUUCAUCAGUGAACAUGACCUCAUAGCAAGCUCAUAAAAACACCCCAUUUAUAUAAUUAGGCCACUAAAUAAUUGGUAUCAAGCAAAGAUAAGACAAUUUGACAAAUUUGACAGUAACAAUCAGGGCUGUAAGAAUUGAACAACUGAGUGGUUAAUUUAUUUUAGAGAAUAGUCGUAAUGGCCAUGCAAGAGAUUUGCAAAAUUUUCAAACAUGAUUGCAUAAAGCAACCAAAUUAAUUCAAAUAAACAAUAACGACAAAUGUAAAAGGAAAACACAACUGAAGUUCGAACUGCAUACCAAAAUGUAUCCUAUUCUACUCUUGUAUAGCUUGUGGCAAAGAUGGGCACGAAGGUGGAAAUGAAGAUAGGAACGACGGUUGCCGAAAUACGAACGAAAUCAUCGACAAUUUGAAGAAAAAUUUGAAUGCUUCAGAGGAGCACAACUGCUCACUAAUAAGUGAUAAAAAGAAGCUAGAAGACGAUCUGUCAAGUGAGAAGAUCAAGUUUGCCCGAGCUGAAGAGAGAAUAAUAAAUCUGGAGAAGGAUUUUGCACAAAGAGAAAAGCAGUGGAAGGUGAAAGAGAAAGAGCUAUGUGACACCAUAAGAAAACUGCGUCCUCAGCCUCAGUUGGAAAGAAGUGUUCAUGACACAUCUUGUGAAAGCAUUGUAGCAACUUCAUUCGCCACUGUUGUUUGCAAUGAAGGUAAUUAUUCAUAGAUUUCCUCAUUGACACAUUGUCAAUUCCCGUCAAACAAGCCUUUAAAGUUUCCCUGAACAGCAGGUCCAUAGUAUUGUUACCAGGGCCGCCCAGAGGUUGGCGGGGGCCCGGGGCAAAUUUUUUUAGGGGCUCCUAUCUAAAAAAACAACCUUCCCCCCCCCCGUCGCCAAAACAUUUUCGGUCAGUGUACCAUUUUAGGAGUAAAAAAAUUUUUCCGGAGUACAAAAUUUUUCCGGACGAGUACGUUGCAAUUGCUUUCGAGGGACUUUAUCUCAUUUUUUUAUGCCAAAAUUCGGUACUUAGCCCAAGAAAACAGAUAUCUUGUCCUUUGCGCGGAAAUAUUUAACACACAAAAAAGGCUGGGGCCCAACAAAAAUUUUUCAGGGGCCCCCAGCAACUCGGGGCCCGGGGCAAUUUGCCCCCUUUGCCCACCCCUCUGGGCGGCCCUGAUUGUUACAGUGUCAUGCAACAUCUACUGUGUUAAUGGGAUUAAUCACAUUCUACAUCUGUUGAAUCUGGGAUGCCACAACCACUAUUACACUGGUAAUUUAUGUUUGUAUAGAUACGUAUCAGCCAACGCCAUCAUCCAUGGGAGAAAAACGUUCGCUCGAUGGUAAGUGUAGGCAGUAGUGCAAUAAUGCAUUUACAGCGUCACUGAAUUACUCUAAUAUAAUUAUUUAUAUAUUUUUGAUAAUAUACUCAUUACAGAUAGUGGAAUUUCUUUGGAUGACAAUGAAGAAGUUGCCAAAACGCCAAAGGCUUUUGCUGAUGGACAAAAAAGUAAUGUAAAAUUUGUUAAUCCAACUUAUUUCAUUUAUUAUCUACAGUAUCUAUUUGUUAUCUAAGAUGUGACAAAACAUUGGUCUAAUUUAAAAGACAUUGAUUGACAGAAACGUCUCCAACAUGCAAAUCUAUCGUAUUUACAAAAUAUGUCCUUGCCCUUGGAUUAUUUACAACCAACUGUACAUACAAUGUCAAAAAUAUAUCUAAGACUAAGCCUAUAUACAGUUCGCCUGUACGUCAUUUAUGUAAAACGUGUAAUCGCGAAAAGGCAGAUUCAACCUUAUGAAGGAAAUAGUACUUAUGAGUUAUGAACAGCUCAUAACAAUUCAAUUUUUUACUUUAUGUAGAGAAACGGAGAUCAAACGAAAUUGAUAGGUUGAAGGACAGUUUACACAAGGGCAUUGUAGAAGGUAUUUGAAUUGUUAUAGCGAAGAAUCUAAUGAAAUUUUUGUCUUGGCCACAAGUUUACACAGAGCGCUUUUAUUUUAGCUUUCAAUUUUACCCAAAGCGGAUCUUACAGUCAAUUUCAGCUGACUUUUCAUCGUAAGAUUCCGAACUUCGCAAAUUCGUUGCCAAGUUCAAAAGUUCAUAAUGAAAUUCACAAACAGGUUUGUAAACUGGGCAUUUGAUUGGCUGGUUUGAUUUAAUAACCAAUCAGAGGCUUUGUUUACAAACCUGCAUGUUUGUGAAUUUCAUUAUGAACUUUUGAACUUGGCAAACGAAUUUGCGAAGUUCGGAACGAAGUUCGGAAUCUUACGAUGAAAAGUCAGCUGAAAUUGGCUGUAAUAAAGAUCAGAAGAUUGGAAAAAUAUUCUUAAUAUUGUAGUAAAAAUAACUUAAAUGUACUUCUAGGCACUUUCUUUAUUUGGCACAUUGUUUCUUUAGGCAGCUUAAGAAAGUCGACGCCUUUAUUAGUCAUUGGGUCUACAGUUCUUGUUGAAAACAUUUUACAACCUUGCUGAAACUCACUUCGCUCGCUUGCUUGCUUAAGCUCUCUAAUUGUAAAAAAUACUGGUCCUUUUUUCAAAUGAUACAAAUAACGUAUUUCCAAUAUUUAGUCGCAAGUCUCUUCUUAGCCCCUCCCCAAUAAGUAGCACCAGUCAAGACUCGUACUCAUUUGAGGAUGAUUGUGAUUCUUGACUAUGAAAAAUGAGAAACUUAACGAGUUAACUCUUUGCCAUUGUUUUCCUGUUUCAGGCACAAGAUCAGAGCAGAGAAUAAUCGAAACAUCGUCAGUAGAAAAUAAAUCGUGUUGA